This is a messenger RNA of Xiphias gladius (swordfish), 1241 nucleotides long. RefSeq names its product arrestin domain-containing protein 3-like. Bases 1 to 750 code for a protein of 249 amino acids. Gene Ontology annotation, biological process: protein transport. NCBI's taxonomy places the organism in Eukaryota, Metazoa, Chordata, Actinopteri, Istiophoriformes, Xiphiidae. Gene Ontology annotation, cellular component: cytoplasm; plasma membrane. The transcript is spliced from 5 exons. The record is from RefSeq and is a predicted model, not a curated record.
AUGGCAAACAAUCAGUCUUUGUUGGGUAAAGUCUGUCUUACCCAACAAAGACUUGCAGCUGCUGGCGAGGCGGCAAAACUCAAGGCUGGCACGCAUGUGUAUCCAUUUACAUGUCAGCUCCCACAGGGAGACUUCCCAUCCACCUUCCAUGGGGUUCAUGGAAAAAUAGUAUACAACAUGACAGUGGGCAUCUGCAGACCAUCGCAUAUGUCGAAAGACUUUGUGACAGAGUUCAAAUUUGUAAAGCACAUUGAUACCAACCAGCCAGAGCUGCGUGCUCCUCUCUCAGGAUCCAACCAAAUGACACUGUGCCGCGUGUGGUGUGCCUCGCGUCCUAUUACAAUGGCAGUCAGUGUGGAGAAGAAGGCCUUCAUUCCUGGCGAGAGUGUGAAAAUAAUUUGCAAGUUUAGUAAUGCUUCAUCUCGAACAGCUACUCCGGAGGUGAAGCUGCAGCAGAAGCAGAUAUUCUACACCAAGGACAAGGUCAACAAGCACAAAGUUAUCAAGUGCUUGGCAUUGGUGACUGGAGAGCCCAUCAGCGCUCACACCUCUGACGUUCACACUGAGAUCAUGCUCUCUAUUCGCGCGUCUGCAUCGCUCACCAUCUCUAACUGCAGCCUCCUGGUCGUGGAAUAUUUUAUUGAGGUGAGCCUCAGCUCAUGCGCUUUCCAUGACCUCACAGUUGUGUUUCCCAUCAUCCUGUGUGAUAGCCCUGUAUCCACUCAUCCCCGACUUGUGUUAAUAUCCUGAAUGGAUUCAAAGGUAUCUAAUGAAAUGACAACAUGCUGUAAUUUCUCACUCCGACGUGUUAUGAGGUAUUUCUCAGGGUUUUUGUAUCACGCUCAUCUGACCAGGGAUGACCUUUUCCACUAAGCAUUACAUGUUUACAGCUCAGCGUUUGUUUAAAAAAAUAACUUCUGUCUCUUUUGGGGUCUCUUUUGCUCAGCUUUUUAAUAUGUUGUCAGUGAAAAUUUUCCUUUUUCAAUAACAACUGUGUGUUCACAAGACCUAUUUGAAAUUGUUGUCAGUGUUGGUUAUCAGACUCUUGUUUUCAGGAUGGACUCAAACAAGGGAUUUCAUCUAUGGCAACAUAAAAAUGUAAUGGUAAAUAUUUAAAUUGUCAGUUUUGAAAUGAUAUACAUCGUCUUGCUUUGUUUAUACAGCAAGCCAUUCUUCAGUAUAUUAGAUAAAAGCCAAAUGUACAAAGCUUGCUUUGUGGAAACUGCGUUAUAGCUUCAUAC